Cryptomeria japonica (Japanese cedar) is the source of this 2318-nucleotide messenger RNA. RefSeq names its product protein HIGH CHLOROPHYLL FLUORESCENCE PHENOTYPE 173, chloroplastic. The coding region runs from base 241 to 2046 and encodes 601 amino acids. NCBI's taxonomy places the organism in Eukaryota, Viridiplantae, Streptophyta, Pinopsida, Cupressales, Cupressaceae. The transcript is spliced from 16 exons. The record is from RefSeq and is a predicted model, not a curated record.
AGCAUAAAAGCUGAACGGUAAAGAUCAAUUAUAUAGAUUGACAAUUAUCGUUCCGAGAUUUUGUUUGGUACAAGCAAAUAUCCUAUUAUUCUUUGAAUUUCUGGAAGACAAGAUAUCAUUCUUUGAAUUUCUGGAAGGCAAACGAAGAAUGGAGAACAAUAAUACCACGUAGUACUUAUUCUCUGCUGAGUGGACGAUUAAUACAAAUAUCUCCUUUGCAAGGGAAACUGUGAUUAUACAAUGGCUUGCUCUGCAGUUUCUCUUCCCUCCUCUUCCUAUGUUCCCAAGCAAUAUCAGGGUUUUUCUUCACCUUUUGGUGAUAAGACAUGCAGUAAGAUAAAAUUUCAUCAAAAGGAAGUCUUCCCUGGUUCUAAAGGGUUUGUCCAAUUGAAACACAGAUUUUCAACCUCCUGUGCCAGAAAGCAUUACUUGCAAGGUUCUUUUAAAUUUAGUCAGCGAAUUGUAGCAAAAGGAGAUAGGCAACCUUGGGAUAUUGGAAGGUUCUUGAGAACAUUGUACUUCUUUAAUGGGCCUCCAUCACCGGCAAAGUUAUUUGAAUCUUUAAUAGCACAGUUAUCAGGCUCUGCCACUCAACAGUCACAAACUGAAAAUAAAGAGAUGGAUCUUGUACUAGUGGCUGGAGCAACCGGGGGUGUUGGUAAACGAGCUGUUGAUGUUCUCCGUAGAAAAGGAAUUCCUGUUCGUAUUCUGGUGAGGAAUGCAGAAAAGGCAAGAUCCAUGUUUGGCCUUGAUGUUGAUUUGGUUGUUGGAGAUAUCACACAGAAAGAUUGUUUGCUUCCUGAGUACUUUCAAGGGGUUAAAAAGGUCAUCAAUGCAAUAUCUGUUAUUGUUGGACCAAAGGAAGGUGACACACCUGACAGAGCAAAAUAUAAACAAGGAAUCAAGUUCUUUGAACCUGAGAUAAAAGGCGAUUCCCCAGAGAUGGUGGAAUAUGUUGGGAUGAAAAACUUGAUCAAUGCAGUAAGAGAUAAUGUUGGUCUUCGAGAUGGAAAAGUCCUAUUUGGUUUCCAAGAUAAUGCCCCCAUUGGUCCUGCUUGGGGUUCUCUAGACGAUGUUGUUAUGGGAGGUGUCAGUGAAAGCUCAAUCCAGAUUAGUACAGUUGGUGGCGAAGAUGGUAGACCAACUGGUUUUUUUAAAGGUUAUGUUUCUACAGCAAACAAUGGAGGAUUUGCUAGCAUUCGAACAAAGAAUUUCUCUCCUCAACUAGAUCUUUCUGCAUAUGAUGGGUUAGAGCUGCAGUUGAAAGGAGAUGGCCGUCGAUACAAACUUAUAAUUCGCACAAGCACAGAUUGGGAUGCUGUGGGCUUUACUGCAAGUUUUGACACAGUCAAAGAACAAUGGCAAACGGUUUGCUUACCUUUCUCUUCCUUCAGACCUGUUUUUCGGGCACGGACUGUAACAGAUGCUGCUCCCUUUGAUACAAGCAAGGUGGCAUCACUACAGCUAAUGUAUAGCAAAUUUGAGUAUGAUGGCAACCUAAAUCCAAGUUUUGAGCCAGGUUCAUUUGAACUUCCUUUUUCAAGCAUAAGGGCAUACCUGAAAGAGCCCAUCACUCCCCGAUUUGUGCACGUGGGCUCAGCAGGUGUUACACGGCCAGAAAGACCAGAUCUAGAUUUAAGCAAACAACCUCCAGCUGUGCGCCUGAACAAGGAGUUGGGAUAUAUAUUAACAUUCAAACUCAAGGGUGAGGAUUUGCUGCGUGAAAGUGGGAUUCCAUAUGCAAUAGUACGUCCUUGCGCUCUCACUGAGGAACCUGCUGGUGCUGAACUUAUUUUUGACCAGGGAGACAAUAUAACGGGCAAAAUUUCAAGGGAAGAGGUUGCUCGAAUAUGUGUUGCUGCAUUGGAGAGUCCAGAUGCAUGUGAUACUACAUUUGAGGUGAAGAGUGUUGUGCCAUUUAGUGAACCCUUCACAAUUGACGCAAACAAUCCUCCUCCAGAGAAGGAUUAUAAAAUCCAUUUUCAAUCUCUAAAGAAAGGUAUCACUGGAAAAGAAGCAUUAGAUAGAAGUCCAGUGGCUGCAUAGGAUUGUAAACAUUUAUUUAGUUGUUAUUUAUUUUACUUUAUCCAAAUGGCCACAAUAUGAAUCAUGGACUUAGUCCAAGUGCCUUAACUGAUUCGGAACUUAUACAAGCAUAGGGUGAAUCAUUUCCAAUGGCAAAGCAAUCUCCAGUUAAUGUAAAAGGUGAUUUAGGUUAGAUCUUUCAUGUGUAAAAGAAGUAUUGUACUAUAUGCUAUUGUUGUAUUAAUUUUUGAGAUUUAGUUGUGCAGUAAUAAAUUGAUUUAUAUGGACCACAA